GCGGGUACUGCAUCCGCUGACGAUCACUUCUCCGGUCUCCACAUCUUGUUGAGCGUCGCAGGCUGAGGCAGGCAGUCAGGCACUGUGCUCCAGUUUCAAACGCGGUCACACGUAUGGACCGGCGCCCGUAGCGACCUUCCGGACUCCUCCGUGCUCCUUCUCGACACCGACGAGCCGGUUUCGGCAUCUUCCUGUGGGGACUGCCUCUCUCUCUCUCCAGACUGCGUAAGGCCUCUCUGGUUGAAGAGGAAAAAAGUGGGGCUUGGUGUGGCGAAGGCGGUGGCGACCAAGUGUCCUCGAUGGCAGGCUGGAAGGACGGCUCGGUGCAGGAGAAGUACCGGCUGGUCGUGGUCGGAGGCGGCGGGGUGGGCAAGUCGGCCCUGACGAUCCAGUUUAUUCAGUCCUACUUUGUCACGGACUAUGACCCCACAAUUGAGGACUCUUAUACCAAGCAGUGUGUGAUUGACGAAAGGGCAGCCAGGCUGGACAUUCUAGACACGGCUGGGCAGGAAGAGUUUGGAGCCAUGAGAGAACAAUACAUGAGGACAGGGGAGGGCUUCCUGCUCGUCUUCUCAGUCACCGACAGAGGAAGCUUCGAAGAAAUCUACAAAUUCCAAAGACAAAUUCUGCGAGUGAAAGACAGAGAUGAAUUCCCGAUGAUCCUCGUAGGGAACAAAGCCGAUCUGGAGCUGCAGAGACAAGUAACUCAAGAGGAGGGCCAGCAGCUGGCCAGACAGUUGAAGGUCACUUACAUGGAGGCUUCAGCCAAAAUCCGUAUGAAUGUCGACCAGGCUUUUCACGAGCUGGUUCGAGUAAUUAGGAAGUUCCAAGAACAGGAAUGUCCACCGUCGCCAGAACCGACAAGAAAAGAGAAAGACAAGAGCGGCUGCCAUUGUGUGAUCGUCUGAGUUGGCCUUAUCACUGCAACUCAUGCAGCUACUCUGUGUUGCCCCGCCCACUUGCCUGACAUCACAUCCCAGCGUGGAUGACUGACCGCUGCCUUCUCCACCACGUGCAUGUCUCCAGACAGCUCCCCUCCAGACCUUCCCAUCUCUGGGAUACUCGGACUCGGGGUCUCUGUGCCCAGGACUUGACUAUGGACGAGUGACAAUGUCAAAAUUGAAACAAAACACCACUCUACCGUCAGCCAUAACCCGAUUUACAUGACUCAACAUUGCCUUCUAAAUCAGCCUGACCAAUUCAUGUUUUGUACUCGUAAGGACUUCUCUUGCCUUGUAGUGAUUUGUACUUGCUGCCGAGAUUGAAUGAAACAAAGUAAAAGAUGUAUGUGUGGUGUGUGUAUUGAUAUGUAUAUAUAGAUAUAGAUAUCUAUUUGUCUAUCUCUAUAUCUAUAUAUGGAUAUAGAUCUCCCGAAUGUUACCAAGUUCCUUUCAAAUGUCUGACAGAGCAGAGAGAUUAUUUUAUGAAGCUUUGUGUUAUGUUGUGCCAUCUUUUCUCCCAUGUGCUAAUCUGCUACUGUACAUAUGUGAGAUUUGUCGUGAUUUUUAAAGUGUAUUUCUAAUGAUUAUUAAAUCACCACAGUAGAGUGUGUGAGAUUGGUUUUGCAGAUAUGAAAGUGACUAUAUGAUGUAUAUAAAUGAUGCCUAGACAAGACCUUAAAGCUACAGUGAUAUAACUUUUAGAUUAUUUUUUUUUUGUAGCUUCUGCUUCCAUCUCAAUUGCCAAAUAUAGAAUGUCUGAAGUGUGCUGUCUUACUCUGAUUAUUAUUUUUAAGUCUUAUAGACUGAUGGAUCCUGCCAUCCCUUUCUUUCAAGGUGGUGGUUCAGUGGGUUGAAAUGAGAGCUCACAUGUUCUUGACAUCAGAAGCCACACGCGAGAACAUAUCAAAACACAAAUAAAGUCAACACUUUGACGAGGUUAUAUGAACAUACUUUUUAAAGUCCCUGUGAAGUGAAAAUAAAUAAAUCAAGUAUAUAAAACGAGGCUUCAAAAUCUCCCCAUGCUGUUUUCCUGUAUCUGCUGAAUGUGCUCAAAAAAUGUCCUCUGUGAGCCUCAAAAAUGUAUCUGCAUAAAGCCACUGAUGGCUGGAAUAUUUUCACGGUUUCUAUAGUCCACAUGCUAUCAAUUCGGACUUAAACAACAAUUCCCUCCUCGUCGCUCGUCUGCUCUUCUUCGAGUGCCGUGCCUGUAUUCACAGCUGACAAUGAGGCGCUCUAAAGCUGCCACGCCAGCAGAAUACCCAGGUUGGAGGCAUCGGUAAUUAAAUGCACAUCGUAAUUCCACUGGUUAACCGAUGAUGCAAGCAAAGGCAGUCAAGUUCAUAAAUUCCGAGGGGAGGGGGAGGUUGCAUGCAUGCCCGAAUGGAAGAGCGUCAUGAGGCACAAUUUUUCCACAUUUUGAGCAAUUAUCUUCAAAUGUAUAUCUUAUAAGCAAAUCCCUGAAUUCACUUUACAGGGUCUUUACAGUUCCAUUCCAAUGUUAACGUGUGAUCAACAUUUCGUCAACAACCUGAUUAAUCAUUUCAGUAACGUAGUAGAUUGUUUUUGUACCUUUGGUCACAACCUUGAUCUUAAUUGUUUGCCCCUCAGUGCUCUUCUGUUGGAAGAAAAAAAAUUAAUGUGCUCAGCAGCCGCACAUGAACUGGACCUUCCACCUGUGGCGUCAUGUUUGGCAUACACACACACACACACACACACACACACACACACACACACACACACACACACACACACGUCUUCAUAUCACCCUGUAUCUGGAGAUCAAAACAAUUAGAUGAUAGUAGUAAAGGACUUGAUGAAAUGUUUCUACUUUUAUACUUUAUAUUCUGAUCAAACUACUGUAGCCGCUAAAUACUU
Messenger RNA from Hippocampus comes (tiger tail seahorse), 2816 nucleotides. RefSeq names its product RAS related 2 (gene rras2). Gene Ontology annotation, biological process: signal transduction. Gene Ontology annotation, cellular component: membrane. The transcript has 6 exons. Bases 300 to 908 code for a protein of 202 amino acids. The record is from RefSeq and is a predicted model, not a curated record. NCBI's taxonomy places the organism in Eukaryota, Metazoa, Chordata, Actinopteri, Syngnathiformes, Syngnathidae. Gene Ontology annotation, molecular function: GTP binding; GTPase activity.